Molecule: messenger RNA, 1666 nt
Organism: Lingula anatina
Lineage: Eukaryota; Metazoa; Brachiopoda; Lingulata; Lingulida; Lingulidae
Product: mitochondrial amidoxime-reducing component 1
Molecular function (GO): catalytic activity; molybdenum ion binding; pyridoxal phosphate binding
Source: RefSeq, a predicted model, not a curated record
CAAAUGCCAUGGCAAUAGCACAGGCAUAGCAAUAUUGCACCGCAGGAUGGAGGUUGACGAAGCAGCUUGCAUCUUUGCUUCUUUGCUACUGAACUCGGUCUUCAAGUUUAUAACACUGUACUGGAUCAAUAAGAAGAGGCGAUCAGAACCAGUAUGUGUUGGAGAGAUAUCCUCAUUGUAUGUCUACCCCGUUAAAUCUUGUGCAGGGAUCAAAGUGGAAGAGAUGGACUGCACGAGACACGGCUCGAGGACCGGGGCCGUCACAGAUAGGCAUUGGAUGAUCGUUGAUAAGAACGGAAAAUUUCUCAGUCAGCGUAAACUGCCACGCCUGGCUCUGGUUCAGCCAAGUAUCACUGGCAACAAACUGAGUCUGGAUGCCCCAGGAAUGAAUACUCUGAAGCUGGACAUUCUUCAACCUGUGAAUAGAGAUAAGAUCGUCAAGUGCAGCAUUUGGGAUGUUGAGGUGUCUGCCAUGUCAUGUGGUGCUGAGGCAGAUAAGUGGUUCAGUGCCUUCCUCCAGAGACCAGACACAAGGUUGGUAUGUGCCCACCCUGACAUCACAGACUGUAUGAGACAGCUCAACAAGAAUCUGGGCACAGAUCCAGUGUUAUCCUAUCCUAAAGACCAAGACGUGGUAGCUUUUGCUGACUGGGCACCAUUCAUGCUGCUGUCUGAAAAUUCCAUUGCUGAUGUCAAUACCAGAUUGAGUAAGAAGGUAGAAGUUAGGAACUUUAGACCAAAUUUCUUGGUGAAAGAUUGUGGGGCCUAUGCAGAGGACUCAUGGCAUGAAUUGUACAUUGGCAAGGAGACCAAGUUCAGAAAUGUCAGGUUGGGGACAAGGUGUACAUUGACUACAGUAGACCCUGACAAAGGAGAGAAAGAUAAAGACAUGGAGCCUUUAAAAACUCUGAGAAAUUACCGUCUUCACCCUGGCUGUGGCGAUGCUCCUGUCUUUGCUAUCAACCUUGUUGUAGAUAAUGUGGGAAAAGUCUGUGUUGGAGACAAAGUCUUUGCAACAAUGUUCUGACAGUCAUUUUAUAAUAUAUGCAAAGAUUUUAACGUGAAAAUAUUUUGCCUGCUGCACUUCCAUUCUUUCUUUACAUGUAGAAUGAAUAGGCUUUUGCUCAUGGAGAUAACAACUUAUACAUGUAUGUUAAGUAGAUAGGGGAAUAUUUGUAAGAAUUAUUAUGGUAGGUUUUUGCCCCCCCCCCCCCCAAAAAAAAAAAAAAAAAAAAAAGAGAAAGAAAGAAAGAAGUGCACGAAAUUAAUUGAAGAAAAUUUGGAGGUUUUUAUAAAGGGCAUGCAAAUGUCACACAAUUAAACCUCGUUGUUGGAGUGAACCAGUAGGACGAGGGUUCAACCCUGUCCACGGACACACCAUUCCUUCAUGGUGCAUCUUCUCUAGGCACUGUGCGCUAAGGGUUGAAAUAUGUAAUGGAUAUAGUACUUCUGGCAAUGAAAUAUAUUCUUUGCUAGCUUUCAGCGCCUAAUGCGUCAGCUGGGCUUCAUCUUCCCGAGGGAGGAGAGAUAGUUUACGGCCAGUUUUUAUGAGGGCUCAGUCUUUUGUAAACCGCAAUGAAACAUAGUAGAGUGCGAUAUGAAAGGACCAAACUUUACUUUUUUGUAUAUUUGUUUUAUUAAAAAUAAAAUAUGAAGCACCUAGAUC